AUGAAGACCUUCGCGCUCACAGUCCUGCUCCUCGGGACGGCCUACGGGGCCGCGGCCGUUAAGCCCGGCGAGUGGUGGGUGUACCCCUUCCUCAGCACCGCGGUGGACCACCAGAAGAGGGUGCUGCAGGUGGAGGGCGAUGGCCGUCUCGGCGCAGACAUGUUCUGCAAGUCCAAGGGCUACUUGAAGUCUGGUGACUUCCUGGAGCUGGAGGAGGCCGGCAACAUCUGGCCCAUCGGCACCACCAACCUCGCCAACGACCAGUUCUGGACUGGCGCCAACGCGACUGCCUACCUCUACAUCACCUGCCUGUCCCUGGAGACCCAGAGCCCCAGCAUUGGCCAGGGCGAGAACGGCAACAUUGGCUACAAGAACACUGGCAUCAACAACAUCGGCAACUACAACAGCGGCGAAGCAAAUGUUGGCAACCACAACGCUGGUGACUUCAACAUGGGCGAUGGCCAGCAUAGCGCACGGUAUGUCCCGCGACGCGCGGCUCGAAGCCGUGGCCACCCGACGCGCUGCACGGCCGAGGUGAGGGCCCGCCCCUCCGCCAAUGGCGCGCAACCCAUGACCGCCUUCGACUUCCGGCAGUACAUGCAGCAGCGCGCCGCGCUGGUGGACGCAGCGCUGGACCUGGCAGUGCCGCUGCAGUACCCCGAGAAGAUCAACGAGGCCAUGCGGUACAGCCUGCUGGCCGGGGGCAAGCGCGUGCGCCCCGCGCUCUGCCUCGCUGCCUGCGAGCUCGUGGGCGGCCCCCUGGAGGCGGCCAUGCCCGCCGCCUGUGCCAUGGAGAUGAUCCACACCAUGAGCCUCAUCCACGACGACCUCCCCGCCAUGGACAACGACGACUUCCGGCGCGGCCAGCCCGCCAACCACAAGGCCUAUGGCGAGGAGAUUGCAAUCCUGGCGGGCGACGCGCUGCUGUCGCUGAGCUUUGAGCACAUUGCGCGCGAGACGCGAGGCGUGGACCCGGUGCGCGUCCUGGCCGCCAUCUCGGAGGUGGGGCGCGCGGUGGGCAGCCGCGGGCUGGUGGCGGGGCAGGUGGUGGACCUGGGUUCCGAGGGCGGCGGCGUGGGGCUGGCCACGCUGCGCUACAUCCACGAGCACAAGACCGCGGCGCUGCUGGAGGCGGCGGUGGUGUCCGGCGCGCUGCUGGGCGGCGCGGAGGAGGCGGACCUGGAGCGCCUGCGCACCUACAGCCGCGCCAUUGGCCUCGCUUUCCAGGUGGUGGACGACAUCCUGGACAUCACGGGGACCAGCGAGGAGCUGGGCAAGACCGCGGGCAAGGACCUGAGCUCCGCCAAGACCACCUACCCGUCCCUGGUGGGGCUGGCCAGGUCCAGAGAGAUUGCGGACGAGCUGAUCGAGGACGCAAAAGCCCAGCUCACGCAGUACGAGCCGGCCCGAGCGGCGCCCCUCGUAGCCCUGGCCGAAUACAUUCGAAACCGGAAGAACUGA
This is a messenger RNA of Auxenochlorella protothecoides, 1461 nucleotides long. Its product is annotated as Geranylgeranyl pyrophosphate synthase, chloroplastic. The transcript is spliced from 7 exons. The record is from RefSeq and is a predicted model, not a curated record. Lineage: Eukaryota; Viridiplantae; Chlorophyta; Trebouxiophyceae; Chlorellales; Chlorellaceae. Gene Ontology annotation, molecular function: prenyltransferase activity. Gene Ontology annotation, biological process: isoprenoid biosynthetic process. The coding region runs from base 1 to 1461 and encodes 486 amino acids.